GAGGUGGCGGUCGCGGCGGCGGCGGCGGGCCGAGCCCUGCGGCGGGCGGGAGGAGGUGAGCGUCAGGCCCGCUGAGCCUCCGCAGAACAGCCAGCCAUGCCCGGGAUCGUGGUGUUCCGGCGGCGCUGGUCUGUGGGCAGCGAUGACCUCGUCCUGCCAGCCAUCUUCCUCUUCCUCCUGCACACCACCUGGUUUGUGAUCCUGUCUGUGGUGCUCUUCGGUCUGGUCUACAACCCACACGAGGCCUGCUCCCUGAACCUGGUGGACCACGGCCGCGGCUACCUGGGCAUCCUGCUGAGCUGCAUGAUCGCCGAGAUGGCCAUCAUCUGGCUGAGCAUGCGCGGGGGCAUCCUCUACACGGAGCCCCGCGAAUCCAUGCAGUACGUGCUCUACGUGCGCCUGGCCAUCCUGGUGAUUGAGUUCAUCUACGCCAUCGUGGGCAUCGUCUGGCUCACCCAGUACUACACCUCUUGCGACGACCUCACUGCCAAGAACGUCACCCUCGGGAUGGUCGUCUGCAACUGGGUGGUCAUCCUCAGCGUCUGCAUCACUGUCCUUUGCGUCUUCGACCCCACGGGCCGCACCUUCGUCAAGCUGAGAGCCACCAAGAGGAGGCAGCGCAACUUGCGGACCUACAAUCUGCGGCACCGCUUAGAGGAGGGUCAGGCCACCAGCUGGUCACGCCGGCUCAAAGUGUUCCUCUGCUGCACUCGGACGAAGGACUCCCAGUCAGAUGCCUACUCGGAAAUCGCCUACCUCUUUGCCGAGUUUUUCCGAGACCUCGACAUUGUGCCAUCCGACAUCAUUGCCGGCCUGGUGCUGCUCCGGCAGCGGCAGCGGGCGAAGCGCAACGCCGUGCUGGAUGAGGCCAACAAUGACAUCUUGGCCUUCCUGUCUGGAAUGCCAGUGACCAGAAACACCAAGUACCUCGACCUCAAGAACUCGCAAGAGAUGCUCCGCUAUAAAGAGGUGUGCUACUACAUGCUUUUUGCCCUGGCUGCCUACGGGUGGCCCAUGUACCUGAUGCGGAAGCCCGCCUGCGGCCUUUGCCAGCUAGCGCGGUCCUGCUCGUGUUGCCUGUGCCCUGCGCGGCCCCGGUUUGCCCCCGGAGUGACCAUCGAGGAGGACAACUGCUGUGGCUGCAACGCCAUCGCCAUCCGGCGCCACUUCCUGGAUGAGAACAUGACCGCGGUGGACAUCGUCUACACCUCCUGCCACGAUGCGGUCUACGAAACCCCUUUCUACGUGGCAGUGGACCAUGACAAGAAGAAGGUGGUGAUCAGCAUCCGGGGAACUCUGUCCCCCAAGGACGCCCUGACAGACCUGACCGGUGACGCUGAGCGUCUCCCCGUGGAGGGACACCAUGGCACCUGGCUGGGACACAAGGGCAUGGUCCUGUCGGCUGAGUACAUCAAGAAGAAGCUGGAGCAGGAGAUGGUUCUGUCCCAGGCCUUCGGGCGAGACCUGGGCCGCGGAACCAAACACUACGGCCUGAUUGUGGUGGGCCACUCCCUGGGGGCAGGCACCGCUGCCAUCCUCUCCUUUCUCCUGCGCCCCCAGUACCCGACCCUCAAGUGCUUCGCCUACUCCCCACCAGGGGGCCUGCUGAGUGAGGAUGCCAUGGAAUACUCCAAGGAAUUUGUGACCGCCGUGGUUCUGGGCAAAGACCUCGUCCCCAGGAUCGGCCUCUCCCAGCUGGAAGGCUUCCGCAGACAGCUCCUGGAUGUCCUGCAGCGGAGCACCAAGCCCAAAUGGCGAAUCAUCGUGGGGGCCACCAAAUGCAUCCCCAAGUCGGAGCUGCCCGAGGAGGUGGAGGUGACCACCUUGGCGAGCACGCGGCUCUGGACGCACCCCAGCGACCUGACCAUCGCCCUGUCGGCCAGCACGCCGCUCUACCCGCCCGGCCGCAUCAUCCACGUGGUGCACAACCACCCCGCGGAGCAGUGCUGCUGCUGUGAGCAGGAGGAGCCCACCUACUUUGCCAUCUGGGGCGACAACAAGGCCUUCAACGAGGUGAUCAUCUCGCCGGCCAUGCUGCACGAGCACCUCCCCUACGUGGUCAUGGAGGGGCUCAACAAGGUGCUGGAGAACUACAACAAGGGGAAGACGGCCCUGCUCUCUGCUGCCAAGGUCAUGGUGAGCCCCACCGAGGUGGACCUGACGCCCGAGCUCAUCUUCCAGCAGCAGCCGCUGCCCACGGGGCCCCCCGUGCCUGCUGGCCUUGCCGUGGAGCUGCCCGCCGCCGCAGACCACCGAAACAGCAGUGUCAGGAGCAAGUCCCAGUCUGAGAUGAGCCUGGAGGGCUUCUCGGAGGGGCGGCUGCUGUCCCCAGUGGCCUCGGCAGCCCGCCAGGACCCCGUGGAGCUGCUGCUGCUGUCCACCCAGGAGCGGCUGGCGGCGGAGCUGCAGGCCCGGCGGGCGCCGCUGGCCACCAUGGAGAGCCUCUCGGACACUGAGUCGCUGUACAGCUUUGACUCGCGCCGCUCCUCUGGCUUCCGGAGCAUCCGGGGCUCGCCCAGCCUGCACGCCGUGCUGGAGCGCGACGAGGGCCACCUCUUCUACAUCGACCCCGCCAUCCCCGAGGAGAACCCCUCCCUGAGCUCGCGUACUGAGCUGCUGGCGGCCGACAGCCUGUCCAAGCACUCGCAGGACACCCAGCCCCUGGAGGCGGCCCCGGGCAGCGGGGGUGCCACCCCCGAGCGGCCCCCCAGCGCUGCCGCCAAUGAGGAGGAGGAAGAGGCGGGUGGGGGGGCGGCCCCCCGCGGAGAACUGGCGCUGCACAACGGGCGCCUGGGGGACUCGCCCAGCCCGCAGGUGCUGGAGUUCGCCGAGUUCAUCGACAGCCUCUUCAACCUGGACAGCAAGAGCAGCUCCUUCCAGGAUCUCUACUGCAUGGUGGUGCCCGAGAGCCCCACCAGCGACUACGCCGAGGGCCCCAAGUCCCCCAGCCAACAGGAGAUCCUGCUCCGCGCCCAGUUCGAGCCCAACCUGGUGCCCAAGCCCCCGAGGCUCUUUGCCGGCUCAGCCGACCCCUCCUCGGGCAUUUCCCUCUCGCCCUCCUUCCCGCUCAGCUCCUCGGGCGAGCUCAUGGACCUGACGCCCACGGGCCUCAGCAGCCAGGAGUGCCUGGCCGUGGACAAGAUCCGGACUUCUACCCCCACCGGCCGGGGGGCCAGCCCCGCCAAGCAGGAUGACAUGAUCAUCUCGGCUCGCUAGCACCCCAGGAGCAGCUGUCGCCUGAGGCCCGGGGCAGAGCAGGUAGCCCCUCGGGCUCCUGGUGGCUGCCCCCAGCGCCGGGCAGCUUUGAGGAGAGGCCCCCAGGGGCCAGUUUAGCCUCAUGCAUGGGGCUGCUGCUGAGCUGGGGGUCCGCAUCCCUACCUCAGCUCAGGACCCCCAGAGCCAAGGCGGCUGGGAUCUGGGCCCUCCAGAUAGAGGAGGGGUGUGGAGCAGGGAGGAGCCUGGGGUGGCCUGCCAGGUGGGCAGGGCAACACUCACCCUCUCAGCCUGACUGCCCCCCACAGGGGCAUCCUGGCACCCCCUAUUCCAGGAUGGGCAAUGGGUGUGCUGACUCCCCAUCACUGCUCUCUGGCUCUCUCCCAGGGCCGAGGUGGAGAGCAGUGCCCUCCCCAAAUAUUCUCAUCUGUGGUCAGGCUGGCAUCUGCCCUGGCCACCCCUAGAUCUGGUGCCUGCUGGCCAGCCCCCUGGGGAUGACCCCCAACGAAGGUGGCCCGCAGUGCUGUGUAUGUUUACAGAAGCUGCUGGGCUGGGCUCAGGGUGUUUCCUGGGCUUGCAAGCCCCCCAAUCAUGUGUUCAGUAGCCCCUCUCUGAGCAGGGCAGGGGACAGCCUCCACAAGGCCCAAGGCUGCUGAGGGGCCUCCAGGGCCUUCUCUGCUCGGUGCCCCUCAUGCUGGUCCCUCUGUCACGGGGUCCUGGGCACCCAGGCCUGCCCCCACUGCCCCUGGCUUGCCUUCUACCCCCAGGGAUCCUGACCACUCAAAGGGUGGAGGGCACAAGUGUGACCACCCUUGGCUGCAGAGUCAGGGCCCUGGGAGGAAGGAGGGCACCAAAAUCCCCCUUCCCUUGAGGGCCCCGGGUAACCACUUUAUAUCACCUACCCCCCAUGCCCAGGCAGCCCAGGCCCUGGGAUCUGAAACCAACCCCCCCCCACUUCCCUCAGCUCCCCCUCCUCGCUGGCUCUCUCCUGGGAGCAGGGCUUUCUCCCUCCCACCCCCAAUGUCCUUUUGGCAGGAAGUAGGGCUAAGAGUGGAGUAUUGUGGGACCUGGCUAAAGACCCUCUGCCCACUGUCCCCGGGAGGGGGUGCUGGAGGCGGCAGGAGGGCCACGGGCUCUGGGGCUGUCCUGGUUUAGCCUGAAGCCUCCACAGCCACCAUGUGAGGGGUCCCUUCCCUGUGGGGUUGGGGAAGCAGUGGGGAGGGGGCGACAUGGCCUUCCCCAGAGGCCAAGUGGGGAAGGUGUGCAUGCUCGCGUGGGGCGUGUGUGUGCAUGUGCAUGAGCGUGCGCCCUUCCUGAGGAGUGGCUACUGGGGCGCCCGCCCGACCCUGCCCGUUCUGCCUGCCUGCCGCCCCUCUCAGCCUGCCAAGGAAACACGAUGGGGGCCUGCGCAGGGACACGGACGAGCUCAGUGUCGGACAUCGCCCGUUCCCCUUAUCUUGCCUGCUGCUCUGACCCCCGGUUUGGAAAACUGGAAUGUGCUGAGGCGUAGACCACCCGCUUGUGCCUUCGUCCCCUCGGAGGCAUGCUCCCCCCACUCUGGCCCCACCCAUCGCCUCCCCGGGUCGGCCAGGCUCCCCUGACCAAGACCCCCCUGUCUCAUGACCACUGGGAUCUGGGGCCUGUGUCCUGACCCCCCCACACACACAGCUGGGACUGGCCUGGAUCCUGCCCUGGGACCCCUUCGCUCCCUGACAGGUGGGGACAGAGAGCUGGGAGCUGGGCCUCCCUCACUCUGUCUGACUCUCACCCUCCCCAGGCUUCAGGACCCUGCCCCUGCUGAGAGCCCUGCUGCUGGCCUAGCCAGGGCCCAGCAUAGAGGCAAGACACAAUCAGUGGCUCUUAGAGUUAAAAAAAAAAAGGCAAAUCAUAAAUCAGAGUCGAGUUCAAAGACGCACCUUUUAAUUCCUCUUCUGCCAUGGUGGGCCCUGGGACCUCUAAGAGGGCACGGUGCCCACCCCUGCCCAGGACUGAGCCAUCAGGGACAGACUCCCCACCCCCAAGGCUGCAGCCAUACCGGGUUACAGGCUUGGGGCUGGGGCAGGCUCGGACUCAGCCCUGGAUGCCCCUGGGGCAGCCCCGCUACCUGCUCCCUCCCCACCUCGCCCCUGAAGGGUAGGCCUGCUCUGGAUCUCUUCCCUCCUCCCCACACCACACUUGGGGGGUCUGAGCCACCCCCCUCAGCCCAGCUCGGCUCAGACCGACCUCCACUCUGUCCCCUAGACCCGCAGCACAAGCUCUCCCAGCCGUGAGCUGGCCCCUCCUCCCAGGGGACCUCCAUAUGCAAUCGGCGACCCCACAGACACUCGUGCACUCGACGUGCUGGUCUCCCAUGACUUUUUUUGUACUUAAUGUAUGAAAGAUCCAAACUAAUAUUGCUGUAAAAAGGAGAGACAAAUUAAUAUAGCUUAUUCUAUAAAUAUAUCUGUAUAUAAAGGUUUCUGUAUAUUGUAUAGACCUGUGUAUAAACUGGAUGUAGAAGCAU
Messenger RNA from Diceros bicornis minor, 5716 nucleotides. It is a transcript of the gene DAGLA, whose product is annotated as diacylglycerol lipase alpha. Lineage: Eukaryota; Metazoa; Chordata; Mammalia; Perissodactyla; Rhinocerotidae. The transcript has 20 exons. The record is from RefSeq and is a predicted model, not a curated record. Gene Ontology annotation, cellular component: dendrite membrane; postsynaptic membrane. Gene Ontology annotation, biological process: lipid metabolic process. Bases 97 to 3216 code for a protein of 1039 amino acids.